UAAUCUUGAGGGGUACGCUUCAUUUGGUUUGACUGUUAACCAAUCACAGCGCCCACAAUAUUUAAAUGAAUUAUCAUAAUGAAAGUAUAGUCAAUACUUCCGCCCUUGGCCGAACGGGAGCUAUCAUACUAUAGCUGACGAGAUGAUCGAUCAUGUUUUCACAUUUUAACGUUCUUGUCAAGAAGUGUGCUCAGUUUCGAGAAGAAGGCAUAUUCACUGAUGUACAGCUAAAAGUAGGGAGGACCCUAUUUCCUGCUCACCGUAUGGUAUUAGCUGCUUACAGUGAUUAUUUCUACGCCAUGUUUUCGAAUGGAAUGAAAGAGACGAACCAGGAAGUUAUUGAAUUAAGGGAUGAAAACAUGUCCUCUGAAACGUUUAAACAAAUAAUUGACUAUAUUUAUAGUGGAUACCUUCGCAUAAACAAGGAAAACGUGUUUCAGGUCCUCGCCGCAGCUGAUCAUCUUCAAGUUACAAGCGUUCUUCAAGAGUGUUGUGACUUCUUGAAGAGGGAAGUUCUUCAGUGUAACCUUGAUGUCCGCUGGUACUGCCAUAUUUGCGCAAUUGCCGAAAAGUAUGGCCUGAGAGAAUUGAGAGAGGCGGCCGAAAGCAAGAUGGCUUUGAAUUACCAUGACAUUUGUGAAAGCGAAGAAUUCCUGGCCCACCUAAGCGCAGACAAAUUAUUCAGCCUCCUCAGUCGAGAUGACCUCAGUGCACCUUCAGAGACGUUCGUCUUCAAAUCAGUAAUGCAGUGGAUUAAACACAAGAGAGAAAGGAUAGCAGUAGCGGCUAAAGUUAUCGGAGCUGUUCGUCUGGGGCUGGUGGACAUUGAAGUGCUGAUCCAUGAAUUGAAUACAAGAGAUUUUCAGCGACUUUCAGAUAUUCACAAGAUUCUAUUUGACGCGGCAAUUUAUUUUCACGUGCCAUCGCAGGUGCCCAGGUUUGCUGAGAAAUCAAAGCCUCGAGCUCCAAGCCAAGUUCUUGUUGCCAUUACUCCUGGAUCUCCUGCCAGGUACUUUGAUGGUGUAACUAAAUGCUGGGAACGUCUGACAUCCAUGAGCCAACCACAGCUAGCUGGUUUGCAAGCUGGUUACCGCACAGCUGAGCAUGUUGGCAGCCACUUGUAUGUAGCUGAUAACUUCGGUAAUUUUCAUUGUUAUAGCUUGGAUCAAAAUUUGUGGAGAGAGUUGCCACGCUACCCAUGGUUGGUUAACAACUUAUGCGCUAUAGGUGACUACGUGUAUGCUAUAGGUGAUUACAAUCAAGUUCCUCAAAGGUAUAGCCUUUCCCAGCGUCGAUGGCAACCUAUUGCUAAACUAAGUGAUUGUAGCGACCAUGAAGGUCGUUACUAUGCUGGAGCAACAGUAUUCAAUUCAAAGCUGUAUGUAAUUUAUGGGUGUGCCCAGUUGCAUUCACAUCAGGAUAACAAGAUGCUGAACGCAAUGCUAUAUAGUUUUGAUCCACAAACAAAUCGCUGGGACUUCCUAUCAAACACUUGCGAACCUCAUUUUGAUUCUACACUUUUUGUAGUUAAUAACAAAUUGUGUGUAGCUGGGGGGUACACGUCUGUCAGAAAUAAUAAACCCUGUGGUGAGGAAGCCAGUGUUGAGGUGUGUGAAGGGAAGUACAUGUACUGGUCAAUUGUUCAACAAAACCAUAUUCCCCGGAUCAACAUGUACCUUGAUGCAAUUGAUGCAAUUGAGGUGGAAGGGAGGGUGUAUUUCAUCAUCAACAAAUUCCCAAUUGACAGUGGGAUUAGAAUCUCACCAGGGGAAAUGUAUCCUGUUCAUUUGGGUGAGUGGGAAAAUCUGGCACGAGUUGACCAAAAUGACCUUCUCUGUUAUUUACCAGUGAAGAGGAAACCUUGACAACAAAUUGAUAUUGCAUUAAUGCUAACACUAUCACUAUCAGUGUUUUUCAAAGUGUGCCAAAUUUUGGUGAUUACGUACAUUCAUCUGAUGGUAACUCAGUAUAAAGCUUG
This is a messenger RNA of Orbicella faveolata, 1978 nucleotides long. Its product is annotated as kelch-like protein 15. Gene Ontology annotation, molecular function: protein binding. NCBI's taxonomy places the organism in Eukaryota, Metazoa, Cnidaria, Anthozoa, Scleractinia, Merulinidae. The record is from RefSeq and is a predicted model, not a curated record.